AUGGCACCUUCUUCGGUUGCGAGUGAGGAGUCUAAUAAUGAUGACGGUUUUAUCGUCGAUGUCGAUGCUAUACAAGCUCAUGGUAUCGGCGCGGUCGAUAUUGCGAAGCUCAAGGCGAAUGGGUACUACACGAUUGCGAGUGUGCAUUCUGCGACGCGGAGGAACUUGCUCAAGAUCAAGGGGUUUAGUGAGAUCAAGGUGGAUAAAGUCAAGGAUGCGUUGGGAAAGUGUCUGCCUUCCGGAGGUGGUUUUCAGACUGCUCAGGAGCUCGGCCAGCACCGGAAGCGCGUUAUCAGAAUCUCUACGGGAAGUAAAGCCCUUGACGCUGUGCUCGGAGGUGGUUUCCAGACGAUGAGUAUCAGCGAAGUCUUUGGCGAAUUUCGCUGCGGAAAGACCCAAUUGUCGCACACCAUGUCGGUCAUUGCCCAGCUUCCAAAGGAUAUGGGUGGUGCAGAUGGCAAGGUUGCAUAUAUUGACACAGAAGGUACCUUCAGACCUGAAAGGAUUGCUCAAAUCGCUGAGAGAUUUGGUGUUGAUCCAGAUGCUGCCCAGGACAACAUCACCUAUGCUCGCGCUGUGAACUCCGAGCAUCAGAUGGAAUUACUCAACAAGGUCGCAGAGUUCUUCGUCGGCAACGAAUACCGUCUGCUUAUCAUUGACAGCAUCAUGGCUCUAUUCCGUGUUGACUAUACUGGCCGUGGCGAGCUCAAUGAACGCCAACAGAAGCUCAAUCAGUUCCUCUCAAAGUUGACACAUGUAGCUGAAGAAUUCAAUGUUGCGGUGCUCCUGACCAACCAGGUCCAGAGUGAUCCAGGAGCCAGUGCUCUCUUCGCUGGUGCUGAUGGUCGCAAGCCAGUCGGUGGUCAUAUCCUCGCACACGCUUCCGCUACACGAAUCUUGCUCCGCAAAGGUCGCGGCGAAGAGCGAGUGGCAAAGAUACAGGAUUCCCCAGAUAUGCCCGAGAAGGAAGCGACUUACAUCAUUACCAACGGCGGCAUCAACGACCCUGCGGCAGUCUGA
Messenger RNA from Plenodomus lingam JN3, 1020 nucleotides. RefSeq lists its product as uncharacterized. Gene Ontology annotation, cellular component: condensed nuclear chromosome. The record is from RefSeq and is a predicted model, not a curated record. Gene Ontology annotation, biological process: DNA recombinase assembly; reciprocal meiotic recombination; DNA strand invasion. Gene Ontology annotation, molecular function: single-stranded DNA binding; nucleotide binding; DNA strand exchange activity. Lineage: Eukaryota; Fungi; Ascomycota; Dothideomycetes; Pleosporales; Leptosphaeriaceae.